UAUGAUGUGUAGCAUUAAGUCCAAAGAAGAACUGACUAUCUCUCGAAAAGAUUUGUAUGCUGUGCUGUACGAUCAGCAAAAAUCUGUCACACACAGGAACGAAGGUAAAUAUAAUAAUCCCUGGUGAUUGAACGACAAGUGAAAGACGAUUCAGUUACUGAUUUAUCAUCUGUGGUGAAAACCACAAACAAGAUUUUAAAGCAAACUGGAAAAAAAACAGUUACCCGCCAGACGUUUCCAAGUAGUCAUAAGGAGGUUUGGCCAGUUUUCGUGUACUAGUAUAGUAACUUUAAGUAAGGCCUGGUCACUAUUCAGCUUAUUAUAGGAAGAUGAUAGAAAAGGCUUUCGGUAGAUUUUAAGCAUUAACUGAAAAUCUGGCGACACAGCCUUAUUAAGUUGUAACCAUAAACCACUAUGCCAAUGUUGUCAGUGAGUCACACAAAAUUCUUAAGAUGCUAAGUUUCAUUAACUUGAGUACUUCGUUACUGAUUAUUUCGUUUUCUUUCAUGAUCCUUUAGGUUUUUCUUUCUGCGCCCAGACUUUACCACAUGACCUCAGAAUAUUAACAGUAAAGACUCCAGGAAACUACGGCUACGGCGUUUUUUGUGGCCAGCUUAGCAUUAAAAAGGGCAUGCGCUUUGGUCCCUAUACCGGACGUAUUGUAAGCGUGGAAGAAGUAAACAGACGAAAGGCUUUUGAAAAUGAAUUCUUAUGGGAGGUUUGUAACCUUAAUAGUUCUUCAUGGUUUUCAAUUACUUUCAAAUGACAAAGUCUUUCAGAUAAAGAUAUGGUAAAACUGGCAGCAAAAACGUGUAAUUUUUUUGCGCAUUUUACCCCCCGACUGUCUUGCAACAAAUCAGGUUGUUCCAAGUUGCGUCAAUACUGACUUCUGAGUGGAUGAAAUUACAGCGGAGUCAUGUCAUACACGUGAGUGGCGUCACUUGUUGCAAAACAAGUUUACCUUGAGCCGGAAGAACGCGCAACAUGAAUAGAUUCUGUUUUAAAAAGUAGAACUACUCUCUUCUUUCUGCAAAUCUUUUGGCAACCGGUUUAAAUUGUGGGCGGUAAAACGCGCAACAUCGCUACUCAACUCAUUUUGCAACAAUGUUACAAAGCAGGGAUUGCAUGUUUUUGUUGCCGUUUUACCUUACAUUAACUUUUCUUGGUAGAUAUACACUGAUGGUCGUUUUGAAUACUGCAUCGAUGGAGCGACAAACCGGACAAACUGGAUGAAGUUUAUUAACUGCGCGCGCCAUUCGGCCGAGCAAAACCUGGCCCUAGUACAACAGGAUUCUUUAUUGUACUACCAAGCGACGCGUGCGAUAAGAGAAGGACAAGAAUUAAAGGUGUGGUAUGGUGACCAGUAUAGGCUUUUUAUGGGGAUACCACUGAGCAUAAAGAACGGGUCGUCAGGUGAGUUAUAAGCUGUUUAUAAGCUGUCGUAGAUGCCGUCACCUCUCACCUAAGGGACACAGUUCUCUUACAGACAUUGCUUGGUCCAUUUUUAAUCCAAGGCGCAUAUAAACCUUGGACUGAUGAAGUCGCGUAACUUAGCACUUUUUGUUCUUUUUGUAAGCUAAAUGAACAGUUCCUUGAUGAGUACAUAUCAAAGUAACACGCAGGUCACUGGUAUUUUUCCGGGAUUUGUUUCAUAACUGCUUAGUGGUUGCACGGUGUCUUCCUAGGCAUUCUCGGUCAUUGCAUUUUGGGGUCGUCAAGUCAAACUCAUAAUAGAUCACGUGACCCAAAAAGUAUGGGAAGCGCGGGAUAAUUAAGCCCAGGGAAAAGACAAUAACGGGCUUUGAAAUUGCUCUUCUUUACCAAUACUUAAAGAGGUCAAUGACCUAUGACUAGUGCCAUAACACACCCUUCCUAACAGGUGGAGGGACAUCAAUACAACGCCUAAAAAGGUGUCCAUUGUAGCUUUAGUUGAUUAAGUAAUAUUUAAGGAUUAAAACUCAACCCAGUGAAUUGUGUUGGACAAGAAUAAAUCGUAUUUGUACCUGAGUAUGCCAAAUGGUAGGGAUUAACGUCUACCAGUGCAGUUCAAGUACUAUAAAAUGCCUUCGUAAUGUUUGUACCAACUUGCGCCAAAGAUUGCGUACAUUGGAGUCGCAGAUUUUCACCUCGUAUAACUGAUGUUUCCUUUGCUUUGUCUUCAAGAAUUCUUUUCUCUUUUUGUAGAUGACGAUUCUAGCUAUCCUUGUCAGUCCUGUGGAAAAGUGUUCGCCUACAAAUACUACCUCGUUCGCCACCAGAAAUACACGCGCUGCGUUGACUACGGAGACCGGAAGUUCCCCUGCAAAGUGUGUAACCGCUCAUUUGAUAAGGGAGACCGCUUACGUAUUCACAUCCUUCAUGUGCAUGAUAACUACCGACCUCACCAAUGCACGGUGUGCCAGAAAACUUUUUCCCAGUCAUCUAGUCUAAACAAACACCUACGAGUGCACAGCGGUGAUAGACCGUACAAGUGUCCUUACUGCGUCAAAGGCUUUACGGCCUCAUCUAUUUUGCGCACUCACAUUCGUCAACAUAGCGGAGAAAAGCCUUUUAAAUGUAGACAUUGCGGGCGCGCUUUCGCCUCACACGCGGCACAUGAUAGUCACGUGCGACGCAAUCACCGUUAG
Messenger RNA from Porites lobata, 2627 nucleotides. The record is from the annotation of a GenBank genome assembly. Lineage: Eukaryota; Metazoa; Cnidaria; Anthozoa; Scleractinia; Poritidae.